Molecule: messenger RNA, 617 nt
Organism: Sapajus apella (tufted capuchin)
Lineage: Eukaryota; Metazoa; Chordata; Mammalia; Primates; Cebidae
Product: basic proline-rich protein-like
Exons: 1
Coding region: 19-558 (179 amino acids)
Source: RefSeq, a predicted model, not a curated record
GCGAGGCCGCGGGGCGGGAUGAGGGGGCGCCGGCCGCCUCUCGGAUUGGCUGCGCUGCCGCCCCCUCCGCAUCGCGCGCCCCCUCCGCACCGCGCGCCCCCCACCACGCGCCCAGCCGGCUCCCUCCCGCAGGCUCCGAGCUGCUGCCCGCGAAAGGCAGGACGCGCAGGGUUGGGACCGGCCCCCCAGCCCCGCUCCCGGCCCCGGGCGCGCGGGCACCCCGGGUCCUGCAGCCUCCCGAGCGCGGAGAGGCGGGGCCGUCCGCUCCCGCCCGGCUGCCCGCGCCCCAUCCCGUCCCGCGGCCCCAGCUCCAGGAGCCGGGCGCCCUGCGCGAGGGCACUCGGCUGCCAGAGCGCCGAGGCAGUACCUUUAGCCUGCGAUGAGAGGAACCCGGGAGAGCCCCCGGGAGCCCACGGAGAGCUUGGCUGCUGCGCCCAGGGUUACUGCUGCCGCCGCGGCUGCUUGAAACUCCUCAAAGUUGAGAGCCGGCGAGAGGCUGCCGCCCGCCGGGAGCCUGAGGGAAAGGAAGUCGGAAGGUGCAAGAGCGACAGACACUGACGCGCAGACCUUCGGAAGGCACCGCGUCGGCAGCCUCCCCGGAGCCAGCCAGGCUCCUC